This is a messenger RNA of Effrenium voratum, 203 nucleotides long. NCBI's taxonomy places the organism in Eukaryota, Dinophyceae, Suessiales, Symbiodiniaceae. The record is from the annotation of a GenBank genome assembly.
AUGAGAGGAAGUUGCCACGAGAUCUUUGAGGUGUGGUCUUGGAACUUUGAUGCCGAGUUUGGCCAGCUGCUUGCAGCCCUAGGGAAUGACGAAGCUGUUCUGGCGCUCGACACGGAAUUCCCCGGGUUCCUGCGUGAGGAGAAGCAGAGCGCCAAAGCUACUGCAAGGUACGCAGCUCUUCGUCAGAACUGCGACAACCUGCG